AUGGCGCCACGGGCGAGGCCAGCAGCAGCAGCUCGCAAUCACGCACGCGCAGUGUACGUGCAGUGUACGCACCUGGUCCGUCUCGCCGUACGAGUCGAAGUAGGGCGCGGGCAGCAUGGCGCCGCGGGCGGGCGCGGGCGCGGCCAGCAGCAGCAGCUCACACUCGCGCACGCGCAGUGUACGUGCAGUGUACGCACCUGGUCCGUCUCGCCGUACGAGUCGAGGUAG
Parnassius apollo (apollo) is the source of this 228-nucleotide messenger RNA. The record is from the annotation of a GenBank genome assembly. Lineage: Eukaryota; Metazoa; Arthropoda; Insecta; Lepidoptera; Papilionidae.